AAAAAAAAUACAGAUAGACCUUAUAAUGAUUACUUUGCAAAAAAAAAUUUUUAAAUCUCUUCUAAUUCGUCGAGAAAAAGUAAAGACUGUUAUAUAGAAAAUAAAACCUAUUUAAAAAUGAAAUAAAAAUAUGCUUAUGGCGUUAAAAUUUGGGUGAUAGGCAUAUUCAGAUGGAAAAAUAUAAUCUUAUACUUCUAACUUUAGGAUAAAUUAAUUGAAAAAGCCAAACCCUAAAUCUAUAUAAAAAUCAAUCUUUAAAUGAUAAAUACAGGAUUAAGAAAUAGACAUCUAAGGUUAGGCUAUUUAAGUAGAUUACAAGAUUAAAGAGUUACUAAGCAAAAUUAAUUAUGA
Messenger RNA from Tetrahymena thermophila SB210, 351 nucleotides. RefSeq lists its product as hypothetical. NCBI's taxonomy places the organism in Eukaryota, Ciliophora, Oligohymenophorea, Hymenostomatida, Tetrahymenidae. The record is from RefSeq and is a predicted model, not a curated record. The transcript is spliced from 2 exons.